GUGAGUUUUUGCUGUGUUUCUGUGCAGGUUUUGCAGACGCUGAGCUGUUCGAGGUGAAUGCAGAAUGGCCAGCGCAGAGAGUUCAGCGUCAUCAGCAGAGAACGGAGAGAACGGCAGCGGCGCUCAGGACAGCACGUUUGAGUGCAACAUCUGUCUGGACACGUCCAAAGACGCCGUCAUCAGUCUGUGCGGACAUCUCUUCUGCUGGCCGUGUUUGCAUCAGUGGCUGGAAACCAGGCCGAACAGACAGGUGUGUCCCGUUUGUAAGGCCGGCAUCAGUCGAGAUAAAGUGAUCCCGCUGUACGGCAGAGGCAGCACCGCACAACAAGACCCCAGAGAGAGAACUCCUCCACGACCGCAAGGACAGCGUCCAGAGCCAGAGAACCGAGGCGGCUUUCAGGGCUUCGGCUUCGGCGAUGGAGGCUUCCAGAUGUCUUUCGGUAUCGGGGCUUUUCCUUUCGGGAUCUUCGCUACAGCGUUUAAUAUCAAUGACGGACGACCGCCUCCAGCAGCUCCAGGAAGCCCUCAGCACACGGAUGAGCACUUCCUGUCCCGCCUCUUCCUGUUCGUGGCGCUCCUCAUCAUGUUUUGGCUGCUUAUUGCUUAAACACUGACGAACUGUUUAUCGUCCUCGUCAGAGGACAGUUCAGUUUUCUUCCCAGAUAUGAUUUUAAUAAACACCAGUCUUAUUUCACUCACUGUAGCAGAGCAAGUAGAACUCAUAUGAAUGCAUAAAUAAUAUACAUCCUAACAAUAACUUCAGAUACAUCAGGUUUUCAUCGCAAUGUCUUUCUUUUGUGCAAAACUGCGUUUGCACAGUGACUCAUUUCACUAAAGUCUGUUCUGUUAAACUAAAGUUAUGAUGAUAACUGAUUUUACGUAUAUUUAAACAUUUUGGCGCACAUC
Sinocyclocheilus anshuiensis is the source of this 906-nucleotide messenger RNA. Its product is annotated as E3 ubiquitin-protein ligase RNF185-like. Gene Ontology annotation, cellular component: endoplasmic reticulum. Bases 65 to 607 code for a protein of 180 amino acids. Gene Ontology annotation, biological process: ubiquitin-dependent protein catabolic process. NCBI's taxonomy places the organism in Eukaryota, Metazoa, Chordata, Actinopteri, Cypriniformes, Cyprinidae. The record is from RefSeq and is a predicted model, not a curated record. Gene Ontology annotation, molecular function: metal ion binding; ubiquitin protein ligase activity. The transcript has 6 exons.